This is a messenger RNA of Penicillium cataractarum, 2433 nucleotides long. RefSeq lists its product as uncharacterized. The transcript has 2 exons. The record is from RefSeq and is a predicted model, not a curated record. The coding region runs from base 1 to 2433 and encodes 810 amino acids. Lineage: Eukaryota; Fungi; Ascomycota; Eurotiomycetes; Eurotiales; Aspergillaceae.
AUGACGGCAGCGAGCGCGAAUCCCAAACUCCCUCCCCCGCCCUCCCAACUCGUCUACCUGACCAACUUAAAUGCCCGCUACAACGCCGCCGAUCAUGCCGGCUCCGCGCGCCCCAAGAAAAAUUUUUCUCGCCAUCGCUCCCACGACGACAGUCGUCGCUUGUCCGAUAUUGGGGAGGAAAUGUCGCCCGCGCGGUCUGAGGUCUUUGACGAUGCUCAAGCUUCGCAGCACCAGCAGCAGAGGCACGCGCAGGGGUCAAGAGGUUCGCCUCUUCCAAGGAGUCGGAGUCAAUUGGCCAUAUCGGAGAAUCAGGAUUCUGGGAAUGCGGCGCGGAGUAAUAGCUCCAGCUCGACGGUGAGUGCGCGAAGCGGGUGCACCUCGGGAGAGGCGUCUUCGCCGCAGACUGCGCCGGAGACGUCGCCCAAUGUCAAUGCGGUGGAGAGCGCAAACAAGAAUGGUACCGGGGAUGGAGUCAAGACGGGCACUGGAUUGCCUGAUAGCAGCAUUGUUGCAUCUGCUGUCAAGGGUAAGGGUCCUGGGGAAGAGUUCUCGUCGGCGAUCUUGAGCAGUGAGGCGGAGAGGAUUCUUGAGAAUGCAAAGAAGCGUCUGACGUUGAUGGAGGGUAAUUUGAAUCGCGCACGCUCGGCGGUGCGUCUAACGCCUUCACCUUCGCCGUCUGCGCCGGGUAGUACCUCGCCUAUGGGUUUGCACCCGGGUGGAUUGUAUCGGUCGAUUUCGAAAGCUGAUCGCAAGGGAUCGGCUCUGCGACGCCAGUCCUUCGUUCCGUCGCAAGAUGGCUCGACUAAUCGGCAUUCGCGCGUGCAUAGCGAAACCAAUUUCCCGGCUGAAUCGAGCUUGUCGUCGGAUACGAAGCGAGUGUCUCGGUCGGUCUCAGCGAUGGGAUCAAGUAGCACGUCCAACUUUCACAAUGACGACCGGUCUUUUCGGUAUGAACCUACGCGGUCGUAUCUCACGCAUCGCGCGUCGAUCUCGUCCAUCCGACCCCCGCAUUUACUCCAAAUACAAUCGCCUAAGUCAGCGCAGUCUCCAGUCUCUGCCGGAUCUCCCGUCAUCCAGUCUCCCGUCAUCCGUGAAGAUAGCUCAUCCUGCUCCUCGCCGAGAGGUUUGGGCAUUUUGUCCGAGGACGACUCCAAAUCCAAUGGAGGUGACUUCAGCCCUGUCUAUAGCUCGUUCGGCCCGCCCAGCCGUGCACAGUCGCAGUUGCAAGUGCGCGACCUUCAGUACCAGAUGAAGGGUCUUCACAUCAAGAUCUCCUCGCUCAAGGUGCGCACACAAGAAGAUAAUAUGCGACGUCGCAGCUUGCAAAGUCUGCGCACGCCUAGUCCUUUGACUGCCGCGGACCCUUGGUAUCAGAAUGGGCUUGAGGUUCGUGACGGACGCAGCAGUCGUGGGUCAAAUCCUCGACGAGACGGGAGCUCGGAAUAUGUACGCGAAACUCAAUCCCGACAGUAUACGGAGACUGCCUCGAAGGAUCGCAAGGGGUCUUAUAAUCAUGAGCGUAUCGAUGAUAGCCCCGUUGAGCAGAGCCCCCAUCUCGCGCAAGGCACAGGCGAAUCGUGGCAGGGUCAUGACAUUGACUACGAUGGCCGUGAGUCUGCAGCAGAGACCAUGUACGAGGAUGCCGAGGAGGGCGAUUACUAUGACGACGGCGAUAUUGACCGAGAAGCGCUGAAUGAGAUUCUGCGUGAACCACUCGAUGCAGACCUAGCCACGCCCCACGAGGAACGUGAAGAUGCCUUUGAUUACGAGCAUUUCAUUCUUCACAGUGCUUUGGGCAAUUUCUCGCAGCAGAUGCGUCAUGAUAGCGUCAGCUCUCAUGGCUCCGUUGAGACAACGCGACCCACGCACUCGGUGCGACACUCGCGCACCAACAGUUCUCUUUCUGCCUCGACCGAUGCUACGUUUGCUACGGCUACCGAGGGUGAGCCGAUGCCCGAUGAUGAGGACGACAUUCUAUACUGGGAUCGCAAAUUCAACCAUGAACUGCGUCACCGCCACCACGGUCAACACGCCAAUGCUGCCAUUGAAACAGACCGCUCCGCAACGCCCCGUGGUUCCCGAGAAGACACAAAUGCCACUCCAGUGGAAGUUCAGCAAUCUCCCGCACGAAGCGUGGAUAUGACUGGUCGCUCAACGGCCGGCUCUGCGACGCCGACAUCGCUUGUUUCUUCGCUUGUCUCGACGGUGCGCGCAGCAUCUAGUCCGCACCCGGGCUCUGCGACUCCCACUGCGGGCGGUAUCAAUGAUGAUGACACCCAGAUGCUGGAGCAGCUCUUCUCGAGUCUUGGAAAGGUCUGCAUGGACCUUCAAGCCAUCACGACCUCGCCGGAUCCAGACUCCAAGGCUGCACGUGUCCUGCGUCGACGAUUAGAUGCUGCACGGAGAGUCCUUGAUGGUGAACUCGAUGCUUAA